UUGAUCGGAACGGACCGGCUGGAAAUGAUCGAUUCGAGUUCGACGACUUCGCGGCGGGUGACUCCUCGUUGAACGCUCGCGGAGAUAUAUCGCAAUCCGGUAGUGUUCGAUGACCAAAGUGCGGGUGAUGUGACAUGUUGGUGACGUACGACGGUAUGAUGUUGAUAUAAGAGACUGACUGAAUCAGUGCAACGAUGAUGUUAGUCAGUGACGCAACCGGGAAAGUCAUGAUCUUGCUGGCGGUGUGGAUGCUGCUUCUCCGGGCUCAUCGGGUAGUGGGCUCCGAUCAUUUGGCCCUGUUGUCAGGCACCCUGAAGACCUAUCAACGUGCGGCUUGCGACGAGGAAACAAUGACGUUAAAAUGUCCGCCUGGUACAACCAUCCUUGUCGAACACGCUCAAUAUGGAAGAACGGGAAUGCACGGCAUCAGCAAAUGCAACUCGUCCGUUCCUCUGAUGAUCACGGCGGACAAACCAACGAAUCACACAUGCAUCUGGCCGCAAUCAGUGCAGCACUCACUGUUGCAGAUGGUGGUUGGAGUUUGUCAAAAAAAGCGGCAGUGCAAGUUCAACACUGAUCCGAAGACUUUCCAAGGUGAUCCCUGUCCUGGAUUACGGAAGUACAUCGAGGUCGCCUACAAAUGCCGUCCCUAUGAGUUCAGGAGUAAGGUGGCUUGCGAGAACGAAGUCGUCAAUCUCGUUUGCCAUCCCGGCCAGAGGGUGGCGAUUUUCAGUGCUGCCUUUGGUAGAACGCAAUACGAGUCGCUGCAGUGUCCGCAGCCACUGGGCGUACAAGAAGAAACUUGCAUGAUGGACUUUACAACGGAAACUGUAAUGCAAUUAUGCCAUGGUAAACGACGAUGCACAGUAAUAGCUAAUAGCACAACAUUUGGCAGACCAGAUCCUUGCAGUCCAGACAGCAAAACGUAUCUUAAAGUUGUGUACACCUGCGUUCCGAGGUCGGUGUUACGGGAGCAAUUUGAGGGCGGUAUCGAGCCGGACGAGGCAGUGAUGCAAGAGUUCGAGGAAGGAUUCGACAGGGCGGACUUCAGGGCUGAAUUCAGCCCCAGUCCAAAUCUCGAAGGACCGCAGCCGCCACCACGCGACAACGUCUCCAGAAAUUUUCCAACCGUUAGCUCAUCUCCACCUCGCGCACGGACCAACAACGACGUGAACGCGCGGUUGAACAUGUUAAAGUCGCUCAGUAUCGGAGCGAAAGAUUUACCCUUACCGCCUUUACCACCCACGGUUAUCCAGGCGAGCUCAAUGGCGAGCGACAACGGGAUUGGUAAUGCCAUAUCCACGAGUGCCAGCGCAUCCGGAAAUUGCACUACCGUCGUCUACGCGUUUCCGGAAGAGGAUCACAUAGUGGUGGGAUAUCUGAAUGAAUGGAUCAAUGCCUACUCCUUCAUAACGAACAACCAAGAAAAGUUCUACCUCUACAUUAUUGUAUCGGUCAGUGCUGGUAUUCUGCUCUUUCUGGGAUUGGUUAUUGGCCGCCUAUUAAUCAGCCGGCAUCGCGCCAAGAGGGAUGCAAAAUUCCAUGCGAAUAAUGAGGCUCUUCCUAAUGGAUUCACUGACGAUAUUUCCGAGAUUGAUGCCGACAUCGAUCUCACCACGCCGGUUGCAGUGCCAAUGCAAGACGCAAGAUUGCCCGAAACGCAAUUAGCCGAGAGACUUCACGGCGAACGUUAUUAUGCCGACACGAGGAUACCUUUAUCGCCGACAAGCAUCCACGCCACGUCGGUAUCUCACGCAACCAAUACGGGGAUGCGCGUUGACCUUGGGAACCACAUGGUUGGCACGGAUAAUCUUCACACGAUUCUCCGCACAGAAAAUCCUCGAAACCUCAACAGCAAAAGCUAUUACUAUGGCUGACAAGAGGAAGGGGUUGUCCCGCGCGAGGGACGACCCCCGUCCUUGAGCCCGGUACCGGAAGUUAGCACCCGAAAAUAUUGCUUUUAAUCGACAAAAUGGUACGGCAGAAAUGGACACGCUGUGCCAAACCGCUGUAAAUUACGUUGAAGAUGUUGAACUAAUUAUUAUUUGUUACGCCGAAUUGUGGUACAUAUUGUGACAAUGCGAUCUCAAAUUUGUCAGUCGUUAGACGCCAAUAAUAAGCGUCUGUCGAUGUUUGUUAAAAUAGACUUGUAUAUCUGUAAACGUGUCGUCCAUUCCGAGAAUUUGAAAAAUUCUCGAUUAGAAGUAUAAUCCUAAUCAUCGAUAAGAUGGUAUGGGAAAGGAGCAAGCAUAAUAUAUGUAUAGUUAGCAUUACCUUGUUGCAAUACUGCAACGAGAACAAUGUGGAUUGAUUUGUAAAUGUGUAUAAGAAGGCUCGAGUGGUUUAUUUGAAUAGGACUGGAAUAUCUUUAUUUAAGGACCACCGCAAGCAUUUAUGUUGGAGCGACUGUACGUUUAAGCGACAGUUACAGAAAGAACAAAGUGCAUCAUGCAAUCAGACGUGACAGUAUUCAUCGAAUGUUAUCAUUCUUUCGAAUACAAAAUGGUAUCGGAAAGUAGACAUAUGCGAAUAUUUAUUUCUUGGAUUAUUAAACUGUAAAAUCGAUGGAUUGAGUUUUAUUGUUUAAUAGGUAGACAUAUCUUAUGGAAACUGUGUUAUCGACCUCGUCGAGUCACGAUUAACUCAUUGUAUACCUUAUACUCACUGUAUACUCAACCCACGGAAGAAACUCACCAAGUGAGUUCAUGAAGCAUAUCGAUAACCUGUCGGUAACAUUCGCUGGUAACUUCUGGAACACUUAUUAACAACUGGUUUGUAGCGAUCUGUGCUAUAUCAGUAGAAGAAAUCAACAGAUCCAACAUUCGUUUCGAAAACGUCGACAAUGUAUGAAAAACAACUUAAAACAUUGAACUGUUUGUGAGUAAUAUUUUAUAUAAUUUUCUUGGUAUUGAAAUUUAAGCAGGCCAAUUUCUGUGAAAUCUGCGAGGCAAUUGUAUUAGAAAAAGUCUCCCGACGUGUUUUAAUCGCCGCUGCUUGUGCGCCAGUUGAAAAUUAUUGACCACCACUGAAGAAGCAGCGACCAAACACGAUCACGCCCACACUCAAGAAAAAUCUCUCAACGAACUUACAGCGGUUUUGUAUAUCGAAGCUGUCAUAGUUACUGCCAUAACCGAGACGAUUUUUAUAGAAAUUGAUAUGUAUGUACAUCACACUGUAAAUAAGGACAUGUAAUGUACAGAUAAGUAAGUGAGAAAGAAAGAAGGGGACGCGCGUAACGAGACUUAAAUCGGAAACGGUCGGAGAUUGUAGCUGGAGGGUUGUCCUUCGUGCCAUAGAAUCGAUUUUGCAAUUGUGCGGGAAAACGGGAGAGCGCGCGUCUGUCGAGCCAGCGAAAACUCUCCCUCGCAGCUGAUCGCAAGGAUUAGUACGUAAUAAACAGAGCUCGGAUUUUUCUUCCUUCUAAAGCGCAUAAAACGAGUGCGCUUUAUCUCACCGGUGAUGCGCAAUCUUGUUUAUCACAUGUGCUUUCUUAGUUCGCUAUUGAUCGCAAAGAUUGUACAAGAGCAAUGAUAGGGUCGUACCACUGUCAGAGCAAUCGGAACAUCACAAGAAAGUUGGUGU
Molecule: messenger RNA, 3582 nt
Organism: Trachymyrmex septentrionalis
Lineage: Eukaryota; Metazoa; Arthropoda; Insecta; Hymenoptera; Formicidae
Product: protein eva-1 homolog C
Exons: 9
Coding region: 195-1877 (560 amino acids)
Molecular function (GO): carbohydrate binding
Source: RefSeq, a predicted model, not a curated record